Phialemonium atrogriseum is the source of this 2487-nucleotide messenger RNA. RefSeq lists its product as uncharacterized. The record is from RefSeq and is a predicted model, not a curated record. The coding region runs from base 179 to 2314 and encodes 711 amino acids. Lineage: Eukaryota; Fungi; Ascomycota; Sordariomycetes; Cephalothecales; Cephalothecaceae. The transcript has 3 exons.
CACCGGUUAAUAUGCUGCUACCACGCUGAGAGGCCGUGCGACGCCAGGAGGAGGUCUGGCUUGUUCAUGAAGCAUCUCUGUGGACGGAGAUGUAAUUAUAUAGAUAGGGGCUGUCAGAUUCGUGAUAAUCAACUCAAAGUUCGCUCCAGUUCCCCCAAACGCAAACAACACACCCAACAUGUCGAACUACUCCGUCUACACCGGCUUCUGGGUCGAGCACAGCGACUCGGCGGCGCUCGGCGCGACGCUGACAGUCCCGAUCCGAUGGGGCAAUUACCUCAUCGCGGCGUUGUCCUCGCUCGUGGCCUGGGCGGCGGCCAACGCAUGGAAGCUCUGCUCCUUCUACUUGCACCAGCGGUUCGCGGCCAAGGAGAACAAGGACGUGCUCGACCAGCAGCUGCAGCUGAUGUUGCGGGGCCCGGGCUCCGUCGCUGACGCCGUCGUCGAGUCCGUCGAGCUGCACGCCGCCUGGAGCCGGAGGGUGCCCCACGUGCGGGCCGGGCGGAGGAUCCUGCCGCUUGUGUUGCUUUUCGCGACCGUGGGCCUGCUGUUCGCCGCGGCGGGCAUCUUCGUCGCCGAUGUGGCGUCCAAGACGUACCAGGACGUGCUCGUGCCCGUCGUGCCGCUCGCGUGCGGCGACCUGCACUUCAUCUGGAACCAGGACCUGCACGCGCCCGACCGCGCCGAGAUGAUGGACGCCCAGAUCUUGGCCGACAUGGACUGGUUCAAGUUCGCCCGCAGCUACGCACUUGCCCACUAUAGCAACACCAGUAGUCCGCGGUUCAACGCGGAGUUUCCCCGCGCGACGCUGCCCUUUGAGGGCGCCGAGUCCCCCUGCCCAUUCGACGCCGACGGGACGACGCGGUGCCUGGGCCCCAACAUGACGACGGGGCCGGCCUGGACCAUGGAUAGCGGCUGGCUGGACAGCCACGCGCACUUCGGCAUGAACGCGAAGCCCGAGGAUCGGGUCGCGUGGCGGAAGCUGGCGACGUGCGGGGUCGUGGACGCGACAAACUUCACCUCGGAGCCGUUCUGGGAGGUCGAGGAGAGCGAUGGCGUGCCCGUGAACCACACCUAUGUUGCGCUGAAUAUAACCACCGGCGGACGUGAGGGAGCCCCAAAUUCGACCAUGAGGUUCAAUGUGAACGCGCGGUAUGACGGGUUUGCGUAUCAGAUCAUGCGCACCUUCUUCAAAGCCCACGACAGAAACACGGCAUGGGGCACGGGGAAGUCGCCCAUCGCGGCCUUCAACCGCACCGACGCGGACAUCGGGGCGUACCUGGUCUCGUCGAACCAGAUCAAGUACCUCAGGCCCGUGUACGACCCGCUCUUCUACGCGACCCGCGAGGUGUGGGACGCCGACUUCGAGGUCCGCCGCUUCAUGCCGACCAACCUCUUCGGCCUGCUGGUGUGUCACGACUCGUUCCAGAUCUGCAACCCGACCAACGGCCGGUGCGGCGCCGUCUCCGGGACCAUGGACCUCGCGCUGUUCGACCAGCAGGACCUGGGCUUCAACCCCACCCAGCGGGCCACGGCUUGGCGCCUCGAGCGGCUCUCCUGGCUGGGUGCGCAGUUAGGUCAGAUGGCGGGCCAGGGACCCUUUGGCCUCCUCGCCUCCGAGCUCGGACCCGAAGCCGAAGGCCACGACCUCCCAGACAACCAGUGGACCAUCGAAGUAUCCCUCUGGUUCGCGACGACCCUAACAGCGAUGCAGAACGCGGCCCUCGAAUGGGCACACAAGCCGUGGGCAUCGGCCCAGCCGCCCGCCGGUUCGUACAUCAACUCGACGGCGCUGGACGCGCAGUACCGGUCGCUGGGGCUGAUGGACGAGUUCGGGGCGCUCUGCAGGAGCCAGCUGGUGCGGUCCGAGGAGCCCAUGCAGAACUUCAGCGUGCUGGGCACGGCGCUGGUGGUGGUCGUGGGCGUCGCCGUCGUGGUGCUCGGCAUGACGGUGCCGUGCUGCGUCGAGGCGCACAGAGAUAGGAGGCGGAGGAGGGGCAUGCUGUCUGCGGCGGCGGCGAGGAAGGACACGGCAAGGAGGGCGGACGAUCGGUUCCAGCUGCUGCGCAUGGCGCUCGAGGAUACGGGCGUUCGGGGGUGGGAGGAGGGGUUGUGGGGGGUCCCGGUGGUUGGGAGGGAGGUGAGGAAAGAGGGACUCAGAGUUGCCGAGCCUGUGAUGGAUGAUUUAUUGGUAAGGUACCCCUCUGCUGGGAAGAGGUCUGGGUCGCUUUCAUCGUCUGAAAAGAAGUCUGUCGAGGUCGUUGGAGUGAUCGAAGUGAGGGACGAGAAGAUGGACGAGAAGCGUUCAAGCUAGCAGACUUAGUUGCAAGCCUAUCGGGCCAUACCCUUCAAUCAAUGACCAAGUCCGACAGCCUCUGCCGAACGACGUUGACAAGCCGAGAUUGUUCGGAGCCUCACGUGGAUCAGUGAAAUAUAUCGAGAGGGGAACGGUUGUUUGCGGUCCGUUUCUGUUUUGGAUUGGUAGGG